Molecule: messenger RNA, 1051 nt
Organism: Myiozetetes cayanensis
Lineage: Eukaryota; Metazoa; Chordata; Aves; Passeriformes; Tyrannidae
Gene: OCEL1
Product: occludin/ELL domain containing 1
Exons: 4
Coding region: 90-716 (208 amino acids)
Biological process (GO): bicellular tight junction assembly
Cellular component (GO): bicellular tight junction; cytoplasmic vesicle; apical plasma membrane
Source: RefSeq, a predicted model, not a curated record
UGGUGGCGGUGACUGGUGGCACUGGUGGUGGCAGCAGUGGUGGCAGUGGCCAAGGGACAUCGCGGUGGGUCCCGGGGCCGUGUCCCCCCAUGAGACGGGCAGCGGGACCCAGCCAGGAGCUGCGAGAGCGAAGUUGGAUGCACCCGGGGCACCCCCAUCACCCCAAAACCGCCGGGAGCCGCUGGCCGAGGCCCCCCGCCCCGCCGGGACCCCCGGACCGCCCGGUACGGAGCGGGGACAGGGGGGCUGAGCCCUCGGACCACCUCACACCCCUCCCUUGUGUCCCGAAGCCUCCGCCAGCCCGUGCCAGGUGUGUCACCUUCGAGGACGAGGUGGUGCCACCGCGGGGACCCCCGGGGAGGGUCCGUCCUGCCAAGGAGCAGGAGAAGCAGGGGGACAGGUCCAUCCCCCCCAGACUGUCACCCCGGCCACGCGCCGUCCCCGACUACGUGGUGAGGUACCCGGCGAUCCGGAGCCCCCGGCAGAGGGAGGGGUACAAGGGCGUCUUCCAGGACCAGCUGGCGGAAUACGUGGAUCUGCACCGGGAGCUCCGUGCCACAUGUCGCCCCCCGGGCAGGACGGGCAAUUCCCGGCAGGAUUCAGCCUGGCUGGAGAAGCAGCAGCGCUGUGAGUACCUGAAGAAGAAGCUGACGCACCUCAAGGCGCGGAUCCAGGAGUACGAUCGUGUCACCCGCUCCAGCGCAGGUGGCUCCUGAGCCUGUGCCAGGACCGGGGAACCCCCACUCCGAGGCACCCCAGGGGAUGGGGAGGGGGUGGCAAUGCUGCAGGGAUCACCCAGUACCCACCCACCCAUCGCACCCACGCGGGAACGGGGAGCAAACCCACCGGCUCCUCCUUUUGGAGGUCCUCGUGGAGCCUCGUGGCCCCGGGACCCCCGAGCGCUGGGUGGUCCCUCCUGUCCCCGGGCCCUGGCUGUGCCCCCACCUCACCCUGUGAAUCGGGGAUUUCCCGCCCCCCACCCCGGGCAGGGGGUGCAGCUGCUGAAGUGGCUUUAAUUUAAUAAGUGGGUUUAAUAAACGUGGUGGUGGUG